CAGUUCCCCGCCGUCACCUGCCUCUCUAUGACUCUCACCCUCUCCGACGCCCGCCUCUCUCCCUCGCCGCCGCCACCCGCCUCUCUCACGCUCGAAGCUCCUCCCCUCCGCCGCCGGCGCCGCUCCCCCUCUCUACCCUAGUCACCCACCCUCCACUCCACCACCCACACGGCCACACCACACAACUCCACCCUCGCCAGUCGCCACAGAGCAUCACCACCGAGUCACCCACACCUCCGGCGCCGCCGGCCCGGACGCGAUGAGGAAGGCCAAGCGCCGCAGAGGGAAGUUGCAGAUCUCAGGCAUGCUACAACGCAAGGGAAAUCCACAAGGCGGUAGCCAUGGAGCAUGUUGGUCGGAUUCCGAUGGUCCACAAUCAAAAUUUAUCAAGUAUGACGCCGAAAGUGUCGAGGAUUUCAUCAAAGACGGACUGCAAUUCUUUGAAUCGGUGUUUAGAGUCCGCAGAUCUGUCGUGUCCCUUGCCUGUACUGCUGAUGGAAUGCAUAUGGUUUGCUCAGGGACUGUUGUUGAUCAUGUGGAUGAGAAAACAUGGAUACUUACCUCUGCUUCUUUAGUUAGAAAACCUGACACUCUGUUUGAAGCAUAUGAACCUUGUGAUGUUAAGAUUCAAGUGGCUCUGCACAAUAAACAAAUUGUUGAAGGGUCCCUAGAAAUGUGCAAUUUGCAUUAUAAUAUUGCCAUUGUGACUAUUGAGUCUCCAGGGUCUCGGAUAAAUCUUCCUACGGUAGAACUCAGUGACCUCCCUGAAUGUUAUUCCUUGCAGCCUAGGCCUGUAGUUGCUCUAGGUCGGGACAUGUACUCAAAAGGUUUUCAGAUGAGAUGUGGGGAACUGGUCCGAAGGAACAGCGAGUUAGACUGCACUGAGCUUCUGACCUGUACAUGUGAUGUCAGUGGGAAUUUCAUUGGCGGGCCUGUCAUGGAUUCUGAAAGAAGAUUCCUCGGCAUCACUUUUCGCUACGAAGAAACUACUCCGUUUUUGCCGGUUGAGAUUGCAGCAAGAUGCCUGAAAUACUACAAGAAGUCAAAAACACUACCAAGGGUUCGCAUAAGGGGACAAGCUCUUCACAUGCUGAGCAUGAAUAGUCUGGAACACUUAUGCUGCAAAUAUGCCAAGCCACCACAUGGAAUUCUGGUACAGGAGAUUUGUGAGAUAUCAGCAGAAAAGUGUGGAGGAGUUGUCGUUGGUGAUAUCAUCUCUGAACUUGAUGGGAUUACUCUUUACUCUGCAGCGCAGUUUACAGCGAUGCUUCUAGAUAAAAUGGAGGUUGCAUCAAACCCACAGAAUACACUGACACUCCAGGCAGUUGUACGGAGACCCACAGAUCAGACUAUAUUUGUUGCAAAGCUGAAUGUUCAAGACAUUGCCUCUGAUGAAUGCGAAGGGUCAUUCCAAAACAAAUGGAUAUGGUGGAAGGAGCUAUGGUUUCCAUGAGCAGUUGUAGUGAUGAUACUUCGAAGAUAAUUAAAUAGGUAUCUAGGACGAGGAGUGCUGAUGAUGCCUGGAUGACCAUUUGCGUGAGGGCUGGAGCAUAAGAUAUGGAAGGCCAACAAAUGUUCGUAAAUGUGGGAGCCAAGACUAAGCAAGAACUAAAUUAAUUGUCGGAUUAAGCUGGAGACCCUACUUUGUGCUGAAUUUGUAAUCCAUCUUUGGGGCCAUCAGACUGUUGUAUUAUCAGUUCAGUAUGCCGUCGAGGCUCUCUUUUGUAGCACGGUUCACCAAUCACCAGUUCAUUUGGGAAAUGCGCUGUCUAAACUAGCGACAUGACCGGUAACUGAGUUUCAGAUUUCGGGCUAGUGCUGCUGUGAUGGUUGGUGGUUAAUUAA
Messenger RNA from Setaria italica (foxtail millet), 1845 nucleotides. RefSeq lists its product as uncharacterized. The coding region runs from base 260 to 1453 and encodes 397 amino acids. Lineage: Eukaryota; Viridiplantae; Streptophyta; Magnoliopsida; Poales; Poaceae. The record is from RefSeq and is a predicted model, not a curated record. The transcript has 12 exons.